CAUAUCUAGAACUUUUUAGGCUCAACCACCGUACGAAGACGCCAUAUAUGUCCUCAGACGCAUGCGGAAUAGAGGCGAAACCAGUUAGGCUCAACGUCCCGCCGGCCUGUUCCGCAAGUCUCGUGCUCGGUGUCCGUCCUCGCUUGGAGAUGAACUGCCCGUUGUGGAGGGUACCCUGUCACGUCGACACAUGGCUGACUCGACACCUCCUACACUCCCCGUUCCCCCAUUCCCUGCCUAUGAAACUAUCUUCCCUUCUUCCCGGGCCCAGGCCCUUGCUUGCCUUGCCUCUGUGGUGUCGAUCUCUUUCCCAGGCUGGUCCAAAUCGCUAACACCUUUCGAUCUUUCUUCUUCUCCGCUGGUCAACCCACGAUCAUUACAUUCGCGACUCUCACUACUGUCCGGCGGCGCGCGCUGGGUGCGCUUUACUCUCAAACCCACCCUCAGUCACUCCUUUGUCGAAUCGCCCGCAACUUGCUAUUGCCCAUGGCUUGAGGCAACCGCCCUGCACCUACGAAUUAUGAAAUAUUGCAGCAACUUGGUUUGAACACGGACCAAGACGAAGUAUCAUUCUCCUCCGAUCGCGCCGUCUAUCGACGAAAGUUCGCCGCGAUCAGGGACACGAUGGAGGGUGACGCUGCCAGGUAUGGUUCCGACCCGAGGAACCAGACCAAGAAUCCGGAUAUUUUUAUAGUGGACGAGAUCGCCGGGACGACGCACUGGGACCUGAACAUGACCCCAACGGAGACCAAUGCGCUGAGAGGGCACAGUGCCGACACAAAUGCGGAAAUGGAGACGAGGUGGGUGGAGGGGACCACAGUAAUUCACGGCGCACAACCAACAAAUUCGACAAUCGAUAUCGACCCUCCGAGACCCGCAGUCGUGACGAACAACGACUACAGCGACCUGCCCGAGGUAGUGGAGGCCAUACCGCCGUUAUGGGAUCUCGCCGACGACAAGAUGCCCGUCAUCAUCGAUGCGGGCAGUGAGAAAAUCGCCGCGAUGGAAGGGCACGGGCAAAUGCCAGCGUCAUUGCUCUCACCAUCAAUUGCGGAUCCAGUUCCAGCUUAUCCCCAUCCCCGCAGCCUCAUGUCCCGGUCGUCGAAUCUGAGCACGAUGCCCCUCACCGGUGACCGCAGUAUGCCAAGCUCGCCGUUCUACGACAAGAUGCAGAUCCAAGAUGAGGAAUCGCGCGAGGUCAAGGUCUGCGGCAUGGGGAGCCGCAUGUUCAUGUGUGUGGCGAUUAGUCUUCUGUGCUUCGUCCUCGUACUGCUUGCCACCGUCCUCGGCGUAACUUUGACCAUGAAGGGGCAGAGGUCGAGCAGCAGUUCAAGUUCCGUACCCCAAAAUUAUUUCGCAAUCCUAAACAACACGCAACUGGCCGCGGUAAAUUGGACAGAUACGACUGGUGUCGCUCGGUCGGCCUUGUUCUACCAAGACUCUGAGAGCUCCAUUUUAGUGUCCCUCCGCGACUCGAUUAGCAAUAAUUGGUACUACAGCAAUGUCACGCAGGCGGUGUUGAAUAUGACCGGAGCAGACGAACUGGACGUCCUCGCAGGGACACCGUUGGCAGCCGUGACGAACUCGUAUCAAGUCAGCCUGUACUACCUGACAAACGACAAUCUGGUGGCGGAGAUCUGGGCUUCCGACAUUGUCGGCGAAGUCUGGUUCGCAGGAGAGCUCGGCACGCGCCUGGCGCCUCAGGCGAUGGAGGGCUCCAAACUUUCGGCCUACUGGCAGAUCUGCGACAACUGCACCAACUCGUUAUUCCUGACAUAUCAAGAGCCAUCCGGAAGUAUUCAGCUUUGCAACCUCACCAACAACACAUGGUCAUAUGCCGGCCCAGUCGGCACCGAAUUGUCCAUGAAUGGAACUGGAUUAUCACUACGCCCUUUCACUGAUAACGACGGCAUCGGUCAGUAUGGUACAAUGGACAACGCGUUGCGGGUGUACCACUUCGACAACUCGGGAAAGCUACAGGAGAUCAUGAACGGCCCGGAGACAAACUUCACCUGGAUGGACGGCAGCUCCGAUGUCUCUAUAAGCAGCGCCGCAGCAAUGGUCAACCCCAGUCCGGACCUGGUUUCAGUUUCGUACGGCGACCACGGGUGGACGAACAUGAUGGUGACGUUCCUCGCCUCGGACGGCACCCUGACAUCCAGCUUCUGGAAUGAGAGCGCCUGGACGGCCGGCGCGCCCACCCUCAGCGGCGGCCCGGCGGGCUCGACCAACUUCACGGCGAUAGCCACGACACAGAACAGGAUGAUUUACGGGCUGUCGGAAGUCGGCAUAUUCGAGUACCACUUCGACGACAACAACCCGCUUAAUUGGAUCUUCACAUCCGACGUGGCCAUCAGCUGA
Messenger RNA from Diaporthe batatas, 2361 nucleotides. RefSeq lists its product as uncharacterized. The record is from RefSeq and is a predicted model, not a curated record. The coding region runs from base 625 to 2361 and encodes 578 amino acids. The transcript has 2 exons. Lineage: Eukaryota; Fungi; Ascomycota; Sordariomycetes; Diaporthales; Diaporthaceae.